AUGUCGGGGGUCAGAGCCACCCAGCUCCGGCUGGAUGAAAUCCAGCCCUUCUGCUUUUCAAAGCCCGCGCUGCCUGCCACCUCCUUGACCAACCCCGAGUCCGCUGGCCCGAGGACAGCUACGCCUUUCCUCUACCGGGCCCCAGGGCCUCGGGAGCCGCCCGCCCCCAAGGAUGCCCGCAUCACCCACUCCUCAGGCCAGAGCUUCGAGGAGCUCAGGCGGGCGUGUCUGCAGAGGGGCGUCCUGUUUGAGGGUGCAGACUUCCCAGCCAACAGAUCCUCUGUCUUCUACAGUGAGAGGCCCCAGAUCCCCUUCGUGUGGAAAAGGCCGGGGUGAGAAAUAGUGAAACACCCAGAAUUCUUUCUUGGAGGGGCCACCAGGACAGACAUCUGCCAGGGUUCUGCAGGCGACCGCUGGCUGUUAGCUGCCGUAUCUCUUACGCUUAAUGAAAAAGCACUGGCUAGAGUCGUCCCCCAGGACCAAAGCUUCGGCCCAGGUUACGCAGGGAUAUUCCACUUCCAGUUCUGGCAGCCCAGCCAGUGGCUGGACGUGGUGAUCGAUGACCGGCUGCCCACCUUCAGGGACCGCUUGGUCUUUCUGCACUCCGCCGACCGCAGCGAGUUCUAGACCUUGCUGGAGAAAGCCUACGCUAAGCUGAACGGGAGCUUCGAGGCUCUGAAGGGCAGCGCCAUCGAGGCCAUGGAGGACUUCACCGGGGGCGUGGCAGAGACCUUUACAACCAAGGAGGCUCCCGGGAACUUCUAUGAGAUUCUAGACAAGGCCUUGAAGAGGGGCUCUCUGGUGGGCUGCUCCAUUGACAUCAGAAAUGCUGCAGAAUCUGAAGCCCGGACACCUUUUGGUCUCAUUAGGGGUCAUGCCUACACAGUGACGGGCAUUGACCAGGUAAACUUCCGAGGCCAGAAACUAGAGCUCAUCAGAGUCUGGAACCCUUGGGGCCAAGUUGAGUGGACCGGGUCCUGGAGCGACAGGAUGGCAUUCAUAGACUUCCAGGCCCACUUUGACAAAGUAGAGGCCUGCAACCUCACUCCUGACGCCCUGGAGGGGGAUGCUGUCCACAAGUGGGAGGUGGCGGUCCCUCAGGGAAUCUGGGUGCGGGGCGCCACAGCUGGCGGCUGCCGCAGCUUCCUGGAUACCUUUUGGACCAAUCCACAAAUAAAAUUGUCCCUGACUGAGAAAGAUGAGGGGCAGGAGAAAUGUACUUUCCUUGUAGCCCUGAUGCAGAAAGAUCGAAGAAAACUCAAGAGGUUUGGUGCCAGCAUGCUGACCAUCAGUUAUUCCAUUUACCAGUGCCCCGGCCAAGACGGACACCUGAACAAAGACUUCUUCAGACACCAUGCCUCCCAGGCCAGAAGCAAGAUGUUCAUCAACCUGAGAGAAGUCUCUGACCAGUUCUCGCUGCCCCCUGGGGAGUACAUUGUGAUUCCCAGCACUUUCGAGCCCCAUCAGGCAGCCGAUUUCUGCCUGCAGAUCUUCUCGGAGGAGAAAGCCAUUACUUGGGACAUGGACGGAACUGUAGACAUCGACCUUCCUGAGCCACCAAAGCCGACUCCGCCUGGCCAGGAGACAGAGGAGGAACGGCAGCUCCGGACCCUAUUUAAACAAGUCGCUGGUGAGGACGCAGAGGUAACCGCGGAGGAGCUCGAAUAUGGUUUAAAUGCUGUGCUGCAAAGGAAAAAGGACAUCAAAUUCAAGAAGCUAAGCCUGACUUCCUGUAAAAACAUCAUUUCUCUAAUGGACACCAGUGGCAAUGGGAAGCUAGCGUUUGGUGAAUUCGGAGUGUUCUGGGACAAGCUGAAGAAGUGGACAAACGUUUUCCUUCAGUUUGAUGCUGACACAUCUGGCACCAUGUCCUCCUACGAGCUGCGGACCGCCCUGAAAGCCGCAGGCUUCCAGCUCAGCGCUCCCCUCCUGCAGCUGGUCGUCCUCAGGUACGCAGACCGGGAGCUCCAAGUGGGCUUCGGUGGCUUCCUCAACUGCGUGGUCCGGCUGGAGACUGCAAGCCGGAUGUUCCAGGCCCUCAGCACGAAGAACAAGGAGUUCAUUCAUCUCAACAUAAACGAGGUAUGA
This is a messenger RNA of Eubalaena glacialis (North Atlantic right whale), 2088 nucleotides long. It is a transcript of the gene CAPN9, whose product is annotated as calpain 9. Gene Ontology annotation, molecular function: calcium ion binding; calcium-dependent cysteine-type endopeptidase activity. Gene Ontology annotation, biological process: proteolysis. Lineage: Eukaryota; Metazoa; Chordata; Mammalia; Artiodactyla; Balaenidae. The record is from RefSeq and is a predicted model, not a curated record. Gene Ontology annotation, cellular component: cytoplasm.